GUCCUAGUAUUUUGAAUUUCCCGCUAUAUUGUUUAAAUCUGUUAAUUGCCAGAAACUGUGGAAAGCCCUGAGAGACAGGUACACCAGGGAAAAGAGGGAAAUGGACAUAGCAGGCUCGGGAGCCCCUGAAUCAAGGUGGGGUCUUUUCCCUAAGAUGGCAUUUUAUGAAAAAUAUACGAAACCGAGACAAACAUAUACGAGUACGCCCAGCGCAAAUCCUGCUACUUUGAGUAAAGUAGCGGUAGUGAGGUAUGGAACAAGUGCAUGGAGCGCAAUGAUGUCUCCAAAUGCCCCAAAGUCACAGGAUAAUAAAAUAGAUCCAGAAGAUGAAGCUGUAGAGGAUGAAACAGUUCUUCAACCUGAGGUCAUAGGGAGCCCAAGUGGAGAACCUAACAAAACAUUACAAACUCCAACUGGUUUUAAAAUAAUCAUGCAAACUCAAGACGAGCCGCUAGUAACCCAACAGGCUACAGCAAUUAUCUCGACUGAGCCAUCCAAACUUGAAAACGAUGAUGCAUCUACCCACGAGACCCCCAAUCUCGCCCGCGUCCCUAAGCCCCCACAAACAAAUUCCACUAAAUCAAAUAGUGCGACCCCUGCUACUUCUGCAGCUACAACUUCAAAUGCAAUUGAAGUCAACAUCUCCAAAAAGCUACAACCUCUUCCAGAGGAUAAUUCAUCCCAAGAACCUAUCCCUGAACUAGACUUAAUAUCUAUCGUCAAGAUUUCCGAAAGAAUAGAAUUAAAUUUAGGUAUCCCUUUCACGAUCGAUGUCCAGCCAGACACCAGAUAUACACUUCAGUAUCUUACCCAAUGCGUAAGUUUACAAUAUCCAGACUUAAACGUUAAGUCUUACAACUAUACUCACUUCUUAACCGUCCCCUCCCUCCCAACUUGGCAAAAACUUCCCGUUGGUAAAGAGCUAGACCAAGCUCAAUACACAACAGAUUCCGAGUUCGCCAGAACUAUAGGAUUCAUGCCAUCUAACAGAGCAACUUACAAUUUCCGAAACGCCUUUAAACACUUCCCAUGUGUUCCCGCUUCCCUCCAGUUAACAUCAGGAGCUGAAUACAUUCCUGAAGAAGAUCCAUUUUCUCUUCAUGGCUUUGACCCCGAAGUUAAUGUCACUCCAAACGUUGCAUGGUUUCAACCAUACAACCCAAUCCCGGAGUACAUCAAACUUUGUUGUACAUUAGGAUUCAACAUUGAAUCUUACGACAUCGUAGGCUUUACCCUACCCAUGCCCAACAUCCACAACUCCCUAACUGACAACAAUAGCAACUACAGACCAGGAUUAAUCCCAUUCGAUUACAUCCAGUACGUAGAAGGACAAAUCGAUGAACAAACCGAAAUAAGCGAAAUCGCCUAUUACGAUGAGUUCAAUCAACCUAUUGGUUUUGCCUUCCGCGACAUGUCUCGCGUACUCAUACCAAUCUUCUUCCUCCAUAAUUCAAGUGCUUCCUCCCAGCAGACUUACGGUUUACACGUAACUCCUAACUGUAACCACGACUUAUCGUCCUGGACUUACACCGCCUGGACAAAGAACACCCGACCCCCAAUUGAAAAGAAAUCCAUUUACUUAUGGUCUUCUUAUCGCGUAGUUGAUAAAUCAUCUACCCCUGACUUCAAAGUAUCCUUCUAUGGAUCACUUCGACCACUUUACGGCCUUAGUGUCCCACACUAUAGAACAGGACACCUUCAGUCAUCACACCUCAAUAACCCCUACAGCUGA
This is a messenger RNA of Psylliodes chrysocephalus, 1732 nucleotides long. The record is from the annotation of a GenBank genome assembly. NCBI's taxonomy places the organism in Eukaryota, Metazoa, Arthropoda, Insecta, Coleoptera, Chrysomelidae.